GGGAGAGCGCCCUCUGCAGGAAAGGCUGUUCGCACUAAGCUCUUGAUCCCGAGCAUCGCCAUAUUGACGUCCCAACAACGCUGAGAGGAGAUACUGCCUUGCUGUAGUCCCCAGUGAUGACUGUAUUGAGCCCUGUACCUCCUGAUUAGACUGGUCGGAUGCCCCCAUUUAACAUUCAGCUUUCUUACCAUAAAGGCAUCUCAACUGCUCCUGUUUCAAUUCAUCUAUCACCAUCAUCCUGGAGGGAACCUCCCAGGAUAUUUAGAGAAGAUCCCGUGUAGAAUAUGUCUGGCCCCGUCCCAAGCCGCUCCCGAGUUUACCCUGAUGUAAACACACAGAGACCUCGGGAGUAUUGGGACUAUGAGUCCCAUGUUGUUGAAUGGGGGAACCAAGACGACUAUCAGCUAGUCAGAAAACUAGGGAGAGGCAAAUAUAGUGAAGUGUUUGAAGCCAUAAACAUCACAAACAAUGAAAAAGUGGUCGUCAAAAUACUGAAGCCGGUCAAGAAAAAGAAAAUCAAGAGGGAAAUAAAGAUCCUGGAGAAUCUGAGGGGUGGCCCAAAUAUCAUCUCACUGUUAGAUAUCGUCAAGGAUCCUGUGUCCCGAACCCCUGCUUUGGUCUUUGAACAUGUGAACAACACAGAUUUCAAGCAAUUGUAUCAAACCCUAUCUGACUUUGACAUACGGUUCUACAUGUAUGAAAUCCUAAAGGCUCUGGAUUACUGCCACAGUAUGGGGAUUAUGCACAGAGAUGUCAAGCCACACAAUGUAAUGAUCGACCAUGAACACAGAAAGCUCCGCUUAAUCGAUUGGGGUUUGGCGGAAUUCUACCACCCAAACCAGGAAUACAACGUGAGAGUGGCAUCCAGGUACUUCAAAGGACCUGAACUGCUGGUAGACUACCAGAUGUAUGACUACAGCUUGGACAUGUGGAGUUUGGGUUGCAUGCUCGCCAGCAUGAUCUUCAGAAAGGAGCCUUUCUUUCACGGUCAUGACAACUAUGAUCAGCUGGUGCGAAUUGCAAAAGUACUCGGCACCGAGGACCUGUACGACUACAUUGACAAGUACAACAUUGAAUUGGAUCCACGGUUCAAUGACAUUCUCGGAAGACACUCCCGCAAAAGGUGGGAGAGGUUUGUGCACAGCGAGAACCAGCACCUGGUCAGCACAGAGGCUCUAGACUUCCUGGACAAACUGCUGCGCUAUGACCAUCAAGCCCGCCUCACGGCCAGAGAGGCCAUGGAGCACCCCUACUUCUAUCCCAUCGUUAAAGAUCAGGGAAGAGGGGCCACUCCUGGGGGGAUGGCUGCAAGCUCCACACCAGUCAGCUCCUCAAGUAUGAUGGCUGGCAUCACCUCAAUGUCCUCCUCACAGCCGCUGGCUAACAUUGCUGGAUCACCCGUCAUCUCUGCUCCCAACACCCUGGCCACACAAGUCCCAGCAGCCACCGGGGCUCAACCCUGAAGCCACUUCCUCAUGUUUAUGUGUGCUCAUGGCCAUGUCCUGCCUAGCUCUCACUGCGGCCCAGGGACAUGGCUCCCCUUUUUAUGUUCAAAAUAACAAAGAAGAAGAUUUAAAAUUUGCUUUUCACAUUCAGUUAUAUUUUGACACCUGGACUUGACAGAAAUGUAUUGUUGCACCUGUCAGGAUUAUUAGAAUUAAUUUGAGUGUGUUAUUUGACAAUGCCAUUGUCUAGAAACUCUAAUAAGAUGUAGACAUGAAGAGAAUGGAUAAUAAAAUUUAUUUUGUAUGUUCCAAA
This is a messenger RNA of Anarrhichthys ocellatus (wolf-eel), 1758 nucleotides long. Its product is annotated as casein kinase II subunit alpha-like. NCBI's taxonomy places the organism in Eukaryota, Metazoa, Chordata, Actinopteri, Perciformes, Anarhichadidae. Bases 285 to 1463 code for a protein of 392 amino acids. Gene Ontology annotation, biological process: peptidyl-serine phosphorylation; regulation of cell cycle; peptidyl-threonine phosphorylation. Gene Ontology annotation, molecular function: ATP binding; protein serine/threonine kinase activity. The transcript has 15 exons. The record is from RefSeq and is a predicted model, not a curated record. Gene Ontology annotation, cellular component: protein kinase CK2 complex; cytosol; nucleus.